Molecule: messenger RNA, 2191 nt
Organism: Paramecium sonneborni
Lineage: Eukaryota; Ciliophora; Oligohymenophorea; Peniculida; Parameciidae
Source: the annotation of a GenBank genome assembly
AUGAUUUUUAAUAAGUAGAUUUUAUUAUUUUCAUUAGCUAAAUUAUAAAUUCUAAGAUCAAUAGAUAACUUUUAUAUAAUUGAAAAAAAUGCUUCUCCUACAAUUAAUUGUUAUCUAAUUCAAAGAAUUGAUUAAAUAAUACAUUAAAUUAUAUAAGAAAAAAAUUCAAAAAUAAAUUGUAUAAAAAUCGGUGCUCUAACUAGCCGAAUUCUUGAUAAAGGUCUAAUGGAUAAUAAAUUUUUAAAAAAUUUUUUCCUUAGUAGAGAUGAAUAGAAAAAAUCUAAGCCUGAUUAGAGAGUUAUAAUAGAGAAGAAACUAUUAUAAUGUUUAAGAUUUCCUAACAAAUAUUAAAACUAAGCUACUAUUAGAUUAGUGGAGGAAUUUGCUUAGGAAAAUGGAUUCACUAUCUAAGACUCCAUAAAAUACUAACAGUAUGAAAUUCUAGGAAAACCAAUUAUUUUCCAACCAAUAGUCCAUGUCACUAAAGAAGAAAAUUGGUUUGAUAUUUUUGAAAAAUUUAAAUCUGAAAAUUUAAAAAUCACACCUAAUCAGAAUUUAUAAGAAUUUAACAAUUUAAUUAAAAAUUAAUAAAAAAGUACCUGGGAAAAAUUAUCUUUAAUAUUAAAAUAGAGAUUUAUGAUUCAUGAUGCCAAUGACUUCCCUGCUGUUAAUCCUAUAAUAGGUAAUGAAGAUCAAGAUGGAAAUCUUUAAUUUUUAAUUGAUGAAAAUUUAAUACCUCAUAGAAUUAUCUUUAGGAAUAAGGAUGAAUAUGAUUUAAUGAACUGGUAUGUAGAUAAUAGAAAUAAGAAUGAAUUAAAUGUAAUUACAUAAGAUUGGAAUAAGUAUAUUAAAAAUGUUUAACAACUUAGAGAGAAAUAACCUGAAAGGUAAGAAAGAAAAAUUAUUUAAAUCAAUAAUCAAAUGCAAGUUGAGUAAGAAUAAUCCUCUAAAUUAAAUUAAAAAUCUUAAUAAUAACAUCAAUUAUAGAAAACUAACAAUGAACAAUCUAGUUUAAAUUUUGUUGAAUUUUAAUAAAAAAAUAUUUCAUUUAGAUAAGGAAAUACUAAUAAUUCAUCUAAAGUUAAGAUCAAAUCUAAUGAAAACUCUUAACUUUAAUAAUAAAUACGAGAAUCCGAAACAGUUGAUUAAUUAAUUAAUAAUGAUAAAUAUGUUUAAUCCAAUUAAUUGACUGUGGAUGAACUAGCUUAAUAAGUUCUAAGUAAUAUGGAUUUAUUUUAGAAUAAUGAACAAGCUACUCCUUAAUAAUAUAAUGAUAGAGUUCUAAUCACAGUCUAAUUUCCAGCAGAAAUUAAAAAGAAUUAAGCUAUAAAAUUUUUAUAAACGGAUAAAGAUUCUGAGUUAGCAAAAGGUGUUAUCUAUCUAAAUGGUUAAGAAUUAUAGAAACUAGAUUAAGAAAUAGCUGAUACCUUACAGAAAAUUAGUUUUUCUAUUAAGAAAAUAAAAAUAAAUGGAUAAGAUUACUCUUUAAGCUCUCCUUUCUGUGUUAUAACUAAUAAUAUUCCUUUAAAUUAUGCUAGAUAAUGGUAGUUUUUCAAAGACAAAUAAGCAGUGUAAGUUUAUAUUAUUCAUACUUAAAUUGUUUGGCUAUUUCAAUAAUAUCUACUUGAUAUAAACAUGAGAUCUUAAGCACAAACUUAUAUUUAAAAAGUUUAAUAAUCCUAUAUUGAUAAGUGGUUAAAAUUUAUAAAUUAGGAAAAAAAUAUAUGGACCAGAACAACAAAUGAAUCUCUCAUAUUAUUAGUUUAAACCCAUAGUGAUUAAUUAAUUCAAAAUUCUGAUGAUAAGAAUGCUGAUAACUAUGUUAUAAAGCUUAUUGAAGAUAUUUGGUUUGUAUUUUCAGGUAUUAAAUAAUAUGUUCUAUUUCAUACUACAUAUGAAGUAAAGUAAACAAUCUUAACUUAUAUCUAAAUUAAAGAUGAAUUGUUUCUACCUAAUUUGAAUACUGAAACUCUUCUAAAAGGCAUGAAAUAAUUUGAUUUAUGUAUUUAGGAUUCACCUAUCUUUGAACCCAAUGUCUCCCAUGAUGUUAUUUGUUGGUUAUGUUUUAGUAGUCAUUCCUCCUGGGAGCAAUUUUAUAUCCAUAAAUGUAAUACCAGUUAGGCUAAAUAAUCUUUCCACUAGGAUCAUCUACAGACUUGGAAACUGUCUAAUUCCAAAUGAAUAAUUAUCA